GGGUUUCAUGCAAAAUGGCGGAUAUUUGGGGCAGUUUGCUCCCUCCUACGGCCGUGCAAUAGAGCGCCUCGGCUCUCCGAUGGUCUUUUUGGAGGACUACUUCGUGAACCCCGAUUACCCGAACGGCAUCGACCUCAACAUUGAGGUGCGCGGGCUCGUUAAGGCGCACACUCGCCCCCCGAUAGACUGCGUGCACGAAUACUACCCGCAAACCUGGAAGGCGGGCAUCG
This is a messenger RNA of Emiliania huxleyi CCMP1516, 230 nucleotides long. RefSeq lists its product as hypothetical. The annotation marks the transcript as partial. The record is from RefSeq and is a predicted model, not a curated record. NCBI's taxonomy places the organism in Eukaryota, Haptophyta, Isochrysidales, Noelaerhabdaceae. The transcript has 2 exons.